UUCAGUUCCAGAAGCGGACCGGCUGUGGAGGAAGUUUCUGCGGCAGAGUAAACCGGGCUGUUUUUUGGGGGGUAUCGUAAGAUACAGGAGGGUUCAGGGUUCAGGGUUCAGGAUGGACGCUCGUGGGUUUCUGUUGUGUUUGCUGGCCGCGCUUCAGCCCGGCUCGAGAGCCCAGUACGACCCGGACGAGGUGACCCACCUGCCCGGGAUGAUGUUCCAGCCCAAAUACCGACACUGGUCCGGAUACCUGCAGGCAGGCCCGGGGAGGUUCCUGCACUACUGGUUUGUGACCUCUCAGAGGGAUCCAGCCAAAGACCCUGUGGUGCUCUGGUUGAAUGGAGGCCCCGGCUGCAGCUCCCUGGAUGGAUUCUUGUCGGAGAACGGACCAUUUCAUGUAAAUGAUGAUGGGGCCACACUUUAUGAAAACAAAUUCAGCUGGAACACGAUUGCCAACAUCCUGUAUCUUGAAUCUCCUGUAGGAGUGGGGUAUUCCUACUCUGAUAACACAAAAUAUGCAACUGAUGAUAACCAAGUUGCUGGUGAUAAUUACAAAGCCCUUCAAAGCUUCUUUGCAAAGUUCCCCAACUUCACUCAGAAUGAAUUCUUCAUCAUUGGUGAGAGUUACGGAGGAAUUUAUGCACCAACACUGAGCCUGCGUGUAGCUACAGGACAGGCUAAAAUCAACUUCAAGGGCUUUGCAGUGGGAAACGGUCUCAGCAGCUUUGCUCUUAAUGACCAGUCUUUGAUCUACUUUGGUUAUUACCAUGGCCUUUUUGGAGAAGAUUUGUGGCGUGAUCUAAACAUAAACUGCUGUGACAAGGGAAGCUGUAACUUUUACAACACCAGUUCAGAGACCUGCAAGACAAUGGUAAACGUGGCCUUUGGUAUCGUGUAUGAAAGUGGCCUUAAUGAGUAUGCCCUUUACUUGGAUUGUGAAGGCCGCGGACCAACCCACAAAGGAUACGAGAGGACCAUGAGUCACCUGUUUAAGAACUACAGGAAAACACAGCAGAACUUCAAGUUUCCAGACAACGUGAAUUUCUCCAUGUCUGUGAGAGGAGUUCCUCCCUGCCUGAACAGCACGGCUCAGACGAACUGGCUGAACAGAGGCGAUGUCAGGAAAGCUCUACACAUCCCCGAUAUACUGCCACCCUGGGAUCUCUGCAGUGAUGCUGUUGGAGAUCAGUACAAAACCCUGUACUCAACAAUGAAGGAGGUGUAUCUAAAGCUGCUCUCUCUGGGCCUGCGGGCUCUCGUUUACAACGGAGACACCGACAUGGCCUGCAACUUCCUUGGAGACCGCUGGUUUGUGGAGGAGCUGGGCAUACAGGCAACCAGCAUCUACCAAACCUGGAUUCAUGAAAACCAGGUUGCAGGUUUUUACCAGCAGUUUGGAAACAUCACUUUCUUGACAGUUAAGGGGGCAGGUCACAUGGUUCCUCAGUGGGCUCCAAGUCCAGCUCUGCACAUGUUCCAGUCUUUCAUAACAAACGGCAGCUACUGAGCUGUGAUGAACAAGGUGCUCUGCCAAUUGCACACAUCAAUUGUUGUUUGUUUUUCUCAGGGAUGAUUUUUUUUUUUCUCCUGAAGAUCAAUUAUAAAGGGGAGGGUUUAUGCCAGUUUGUCUUAUCCAUUGUGUUCAUGUUCUACAUGUAGUUCAGAAAGUUGACUCUUUGGCAAUUAUGAAAUGUCUGGUUGUGGUUCUGAUGCUCCACUGGAUGAACAGUGUUGGAAAUUCAGUCUCAUAAGCUGUCCUUCUCUUUUUAAUAGAGUAACACCACCACGAUCCCUUGUGUGAAGGGAAACUGCACAUGAAAAAUGCACAUGUGAGAGAAAGAAACAAAAAAAAAGUCCAGAAUUUACACCUGGAUGAAGCCAAAUAUUAAAAGGUUCUGGAUCAAGAUCCAGAUUCAUUCACUUCUAAGUUGAGCCCAUCUGGGCUGGUGGAAAAACAAAUGAUUAAAAAAUAAUCAUGACCUUUUUAGUGGAGUGAAAAUUAGAUUCCUCACCACCUCUGAAACACAACUGAAAGGGAAACUAACUUUAGUAUAAAUAAUUUUAUGGAAACGGAGGAGGUAAAAGGUGAUGGGUACUGGUUGUCUCAGCCCAUGAGAUCCCUGCAGGGAGGGGACAGGUCUGCAUCCAGGUUACCACCAGACAUACCUGCACAAAUUUAACCUGAGGGUUAUAAACCAGCUCUAUAUCUUUCAGUCUUGUGUAAGACACCUUUUCUCUGAUUAAGGUGAACUGAUUGGCCACAGACGUUCAGUCUGGCCUUAAUUGUAAGCUGGUUGUGUAAGAGGACGUCCGGUCCUUCGAUAUGGAUCUGAAAAUGUUUUCCAUUUAUAUUUGUGUGCUGAACUCAAAGCCAGAAAAUAAGUAACCUCUAUCUGUUCACACUUUAACUGUACGGUACUUGUAAUAACCCUUGCAGUGUUUUGUCUUUGGCAAAAACAGUUUAAUGUUUUUUUUGUGUUUUUUUGUGCCUUAUCAAAUGUUGUUCACGGUAAUUUUCAAUUCACUGAUGAUGCUCAAAUCAAGAAUCAAAGCACCACCACUUGACGUUUGUCUCUUUAUUAAACAUUUUCUUCGAACACA
Messenger RNA from Cololabis saira (Pacific saury), 2598 nucleotides. RefSeq names its product cathepsin A-like. The record is from RefSeq and is a predicted model, not a curated record. Lineage: Eukaryota; Metazoa; Chordata; Actinopteri; Beloniformes; Belonidae. Gene Ontology annotation, molecular function: serine-type carboxypeptidase activity. The transcript is spliced from 11 exons. Gene Ontology annotation, biological process: proteolysis. Bases 113 to 1504 code for a protein of 463 amino acids.